AUAAGCAUAAGACGCGUGCAGUUAGUAUAGGUUAUGGAAAGAAAAACCGUUGUAUGACCUAUAUGUUUCCGAUAUCAACAAUGUUCUGCUUUGAGCACAUUUCUCAGCGGUCUGGUAGUGUGUUUACGUCGGUCCCAGGCACAUUUUUAUUCGCUUUCGUGAGUUCGGAGUUGACGUCUGAGUGGAAUAUUUUUUAUAGAUAAAGAAUGAAGACUUGAAGAAAAUCAUUUUCCUCACUAUGUUUAGUUAUAAGCCACAUAAAGGGUUUCUAAUGACAGUUCCAGACGUAAUAUUUCUCUUCUUCUUCAUAAUAUCAUAUUCAUCUGCAGUUCAUUAUGGAUUAAAUCCUAGUAGGUCCGAGUUCAAAUGGAUAUGUUCAAAUGGAAAAACUAGGUGUACAAGGGUUGAGGCUGAUUAUCCAAGUACAGAAACGUUCUCGUCGGUUGAACUAUGUCGUUUGGCUUGUGGAGACGCUUCAGCUCUUUGGCCUCAACCUUACCACAUUUCCAUCAAGAAUAGAGGGCUUAUAGUUAUAAAUCCUGAGGCUAUAGCCAUACGUACCAAUCCCACAUUCGAAAAUGUAAUGAGCAGAGAUGUCAUUGAAGUUUUCAAGGACAAUCUACGCAAAGAAUACAACAAUUGCCUGAGCCAUAUGGAAACCAAAUUGAUCCUGAACAUCAAUUGGUCUUCAAAUAUCAGUAUUUUGGAUUGGAACACCGAUGAAAGUUACCACCUUGAAGUAAAAACCCAAAGUGAAACAGCAGUUCAGAUCAAUAUCAAUGGAAAAAACAUAUUUGGGGUAAGACACGCCUUAGAAACCUUAUCUCAGUUGAUGACAUCCUAUCCAGAAAACGAUAACUCUACCUGUUUGGCAUUACUGAGAAGUGUGUUGAUCGAUGAUAAACCAAUAUAUUCCCAUAGGGGACUUCUUUUGGAUUCUUCUAGGAAUUACUUAUCCAUUGCAACUAUCAAAAAGCACAUUGAAGCAAUGGCGGCUUCCAAAAUGAAUUUUCUUCAUUGGCAUAUCACCGAUUCCCAUAGUUUUCCCAUGGAAACACCAUCGAUACCCAACAUGACAGUAUAUGGUGCUUAUUCCCGAUCAAAGACAUACAAAUACCGUGACAUCAAGAACCUCAUUUACUACGGUCUGGUGAGGGGUGUGAGAAUCAUUUUGGAAUUAGAUGCACCUUCCCACGCAGGCUACGGAUGGCAAUGGGGACCUGAAGCUGGUCUUGGUAACCUAACAGUGUGUCUCAAUCAGCAACCUUGGCGGCAAGCUUGCAUCCAACCUCCUUGUGGCCAACUAAACCCUGCAAAUCAAAAUGUUUAUGAUGUGUUGGAAAAGAUAUAUAGGGAUAUGGUGGGGUUGAUGCCAUGGAGCAGAAUUUUCCAUAUGGGUGGAGACGAGGUGUUCAUACCUUGCUGGAAUAACACUGAAGAAAUUGUGAAAUAUAUCAGUGGAAGAGGAAGAUCAACACAAGUUUUUUACGAUUUAUGGGGUGAAUUCCAAGAGGAGGCCUUGAAGAGAUAUGAUAAGGCUGUUGGCAAUAAGAAUUCAAAAAUAAUCAUUUGGACUAGUCAAUUAACCGAUCCAUUUUACAUAAGCAGAUACUUCAACAAAGAUCGAUAUGUGAUACAAACUUGGGUGCCCGAUACCGACAAUCUUCCCGAAAUUCUUCUUCAGAAAGGAUUCAAUCUGAUAAUUUCCACCAAAAAUGCAUGGUAUCUGGAUCACGGAUUUUGGGGCACCACCAAAUACUACGACUGGCGCACAGUUUAUGAAAAUCAAAUUUUGCUUGAUCCAGGUGUACUCGGUGGAGAGGUAUGCAUGUGGGGCGAAUACGUUGAUGACAACGGAGUAAUAGGAAGAACAUGGCCAAGAGCUGCAGCAGCUGCAGAACGUCUAUGGUCCAACCCUAUGUCUUCGUCGAAAGAAGUUGAAGGAAGAUUUUAUAGGCAUAGGGAAAGACUAAUAACCAGAGGAAUCGCUGCAGAUGCUGUUAUUCCUCGAUGGUGCUAUUACAACGAAGGGCAGUGUUGACCGUUAUUGUUCCUACACUCUGUGAUGCUUCAAUUUUGAUAAAAGUAUUUUAGAUGCAAUUAGCAUAAUUAAGAGAAAUAAACUUAUAUUCUUCUAGUCUUUAAAUAUUGAGGUCAUUAAAAUAUUCUUUGAAAUUAAAUAAAUUACUGAAGUAAUGAAA
Harmonia axyridis is the source of this 2201-nucleotide messenger RNA. It is a transcript of the gene Hexo2, whose product is annotated as chitooligosaccharidolytic beta-N-acetylglucosaminidase. Gene Ontology annotation, cellular component: membrane. Gene Ontology annotation, biological process: ganglioside catabolic process; carbohydrate metabolic process; glycosaminoglycan metabolic process. The coding region runs from base 239 to 2041 and encodes 600 amino acids. The record is from RefSeq and is a predicted model, not a curated record. Gene Ontology annotation, molecular function: beta-N-acetylhexosaminidase activity. NCBI's taxonomy places the organism in Eukaryota, Metazoa, Arthropoda, Insecta, Coleoptera, Coccinellidae. The transcript is spliced from 10 exons.